CACACUCACACGAACAUGAAGCCUCAAAUCGCUCAUAUGGAACAAAGGCCAAAUGCGCCGCCGGUGCCUCAUGUUCUCGUAUUUCCCUUACCGGCUCAGGGACAUGUCAACUCCAUGCUCAAGCUAGCCGAGCUUCUUGCCCUUGCCGGCCUCCAAGUCACCUUCCUCAACACAGAUCACAACCACGAUCGCCUCGUCCGUUACACCAAUGUCCAAGCCCGUUUCGCACGCUUUCCUGGAUUCCAAUUCAAGACCAUCACUGACGGCCUUCCGGCCGAGCACCCACGAGCCGGUGACCACUUCAUGGAGAUGUUUGGUACCUUAAAAUCGGUAACUAAGCCUCUAUUUAGAAACAUGCUGUUUUCGGGUCAAUCAAAUUCAGUUAGUAGUGGACGGCCAGUGACUUGCAUCAUAGUGGAUGGGAUCUUGAGCUUUCCUAUUGAUGUCGGCGACGAACUUGGCAUUCCCGUUAUUCAUUUCCGUACCAUCAGCGCUUGCUGCUUCUGGGCUUACUUUUGUAUUCCAGAUAUAAUUGAGGCGGGUGAGCUUCCCAUUAGAGGAAAUGGAGACAUGGAUCGCCUUAUAACCAGUGUGCCAGACAUGGAAACUUUUCUCCGGUGCCGAGACCUCCCGAGUUAUUGCCGAGUCAGCAACCUGGCAGACCCGAAUCUCCAACUCGCUGCGGACGAGACCAGACAAUCCCCUCGAGCCCGUGCUCUCCUUCUCAACACGUUUGAAGAACUAGAAGGACCUGUACUCUCCCAUAUAUGCACUCGGUGUCCCAAAAUCUAUACCAUUGGACCCCUCCAUUUACUCUUGAAACUCAAACUUGGAUGCAAAACGACCACGUUGCAGUCUGAGUCUUCGAACAGCCUCUUCAAAGUGGACAGAAGCUGCAUGACGUGGCUUGACGCUCAGCCAUUGAAGUCUGUAGUCUACGUGAGCUUUGGAAGCAUUGCAAAGAUGACAAAGAACGAGCGGAUGGAGUUUUGGUAUGGUUUGGUUAAUAGCAAACAGCGGUUCUUAUGGGUCAUACGGCCAGGCAUGGUGGACGACGGAAAAGAUGGUGAUAGUCAGACUCCGGCGGAGCUGGUGGAGGGGACGAAGGAGAGGGGAUAUCUGGUGGGUUGGGCCCCACAAGAGGAGGUCCUGGCCCACCCAGCCAUUGGUGGGUUCUUAACCCACAGUGGGUGGAACUCAACCUUAGAGAGUAUAGUGGCUGGGGUGCCCAUGCUUUGCUGGCCAUACUUUGCCGAUCAGCAAGUGAAUAGCAGGUUCGUGAGUGAGGUUUGGAAGCUUGGGAUGGACAUGAAGGAUACCUGUGAUAGAGUUAUUGUGGAAAAGAUGGUAAAUGAUCUGAUGGUGGAGAAGAGGGAGGAGUUACUGAAAUCAACGGUUGAGAUGGCUAGGUUGGCCAGAGAAAGUGUGAGUGAGAGUGGAUCUUCUUAUUGCAAUUUCGAGCGUUUGAUCGAGGAUAUAAGGUUGAUGCGCUAGGCUGCAAAAGACUAUCUUCAAGACUUCAACCAUUAAAACAGUCUAGACUUUUUCAAUAAAAAACUUUUACUGUCUAGACACCUUUUUUUUUUCUUUUUUUUUCUCGUAAUCUAAGAUGAAAAUUGUUUUUAGGUAUUUUAUUAGUGUGUAUUUGGCAUUGUUUGUUAAUAUUUUUAUUAGUAUGUAUUUGGCAUUGUGUAUUAGUGUGUAUUUGACUUUGCUUUUUUUA
Alnus glutinosa is the source of this 1723-nucleotide messenger RNA. Its product is annotated as 7-deoxyloganetic acid glucosyl transferase-like. The record is from RefSeq and is a predicted model, not a curated record. The coding region runs from base 16 to 1494 and encodes 492 amino acids. The transcript is spliced from 2 exons. NCBI's taxonomy places the organism in Eukaryota, Viridiplantae, Streptophyta, Magnoliopsida, Fagales, Betulaceae. Gene Ontology annotation, molecular function: UDP-glycosyltransferase activity.